GCCCGGCGCCCCGGGAGCGGCGAGCGCCGCGGCGAGGCAAGCCCUGGACGCGAGCGCGGCGCGCGCGCCGGGCGCCCGCAGAUGCCCGGGGGACCGAUUCUGCUUGCGAAACAAAACCCGUCUCGGGGUUUUCCCUGAAAAGCCCUUUCCAGCCCCCGAAGGCUCCCUAGCUGGGAGAGACCCGCCCUAAUCCUUUUGCAGCCCCAGCCAGGGGCGAGCAAUGGCUUCAGCGAAAAGCGAUUCGCCCUGCUCUUGAAGAUCGGUCUGUGCUUGAGCUGACCGGGCGCCGCGUCCGAGGCCAGCGCGGGCCCCCCACGGGAAGGAAGCACCCCCCACACCGCGAGCAGCGCCGCCGACCGGGAGGCGAGCCUAUGCCGAGCUGCACGGCGUCCGGCAGCAUGCCCGGCACGAUCCGCAAGAACGCAGAUCUCGAGUUCGACUCGCUGCAGCCCUGCUUCUACCCGGACGAGGACGACUUCUACUUCGGCGGCCCCGACUCGACCCCCCCGGGCGAGGACAUCUGGAAGAAGUUUGAGCUGCUGCCCACGCCCCCGCUGUCGCCCAGCCGUGCCUUCCCAGACCACAGCCCGGAGCCCUUGAACUGGGCCACCGAGCUGCUGCUGCCCGAGGCCGACCUGUGGGGCAACCCGGCCGAGGAGGACGCGUUCGGCCUGGGGGGCCUGGGCGGCCUCACCCCCAACCCGGUCAUCCUCCAGGACUGCAUGUGGAGCGGCUUCUCGGCCCGAGAGAAGCUGGAGCGCGCCGUGAGCGAGAAGCUGCAGCACGGCCGCGGGCCGCCAGCCGCCCCGGCCCCGGGAGCGGGCGCCGCCAACCCCGGGGGCCGCGGGCACGGUGGGGCCGCGGGCACGGUCCGCGCCGCGGCCGCCUUGCCCGCCGAGCUCGCCCACCCGGCCGCCGAGUGCGUGGAUCCCGCCGUGGUCUUCCCCUUCCCGGUGAACAAGCGCGAGCCGGCACCCGUGCCUGCAGCCCCGGCGCUCGGUGGCCCAGCGGCGGGCGCUCCCUGCGCCUCGGGGGCGAGUGCGGCCGUCCCGGCCGGUGCCCCAGCUCCCGCCGCUCCGCGUGCAGGCGGCCGCCCGGCCAGCGGCGGGGACCACAAGGCCCUCAGCACCUCCGGAGAGGACACCCUGAGCGACUCAGAUGACGAAGAGGAGGAGGAGGAGGACGAGGAGGAGGAGAUCGACGUGGUCACAGUGGAGAAGCGGCGCUCGGCUUCCAGCAGCAAGGCGGUGACCACGUACACCAUCACCGUGCGCCCCAAGAGCGCGGCGCUGGGCCUGGGCCGGGUGCAGACGAGCGAGCUCAUCCUCAAGCGCUGCGUGCCCAUCCACCAGCAGCACAACUACGCCGCGCCCUCGCCCUACGCCGCGCCCUCGCCCUACGCGGAGAGCGAGGACGCGCCGCCGCAGAAGAAGGCCAAGAGCGAGGUGUCCCCGCGGCCGCUCAAGACCACCGUGCCCGCCAAGGCCAAGAGCCUGAGCCCGCGCCACUCGGACUCCGAGGACAGCGAGCGCCGCCGCAACCACAACAUCUUGGAGCGCCAGCGCCGCAAUGACCUGCGCUCCAGCUUCCUGGCGCUGCGCGGCCACGUGCCCGAGCUGGUGAAGAACGAGAAGGCCGCCAAGGUGGUCAUUCUGAAGAAGGCCACCGAGUACGUCCACUCCCUGCAGGCCGAGGAGCACCAGCUGCUGCUGGAGAAGGAGAAGCUGCAGGCGAGGCAGGAACAGCUGCUCAAGAGAAUCGAACACGCUCGGACUUGCUAAGGUUGCUCCCGACUGGACAGUCACUGCCACUUUGCACAUUUUGAUUGUUUUGUUGUUGUUGUUGUUUUUUAAACAAACAUUGUGUUGACAUUAAGAAUGUUGGUUUACUUUCAAAUCGCUCCCCUCUGCAGACCUGGAUCUGGGGUGGGAAGCGGGACCCCACCCCACCCCACCCCCCCACGCGUGGGGCGCCCACCGCAGGGACCUGGGCUUGAUGGAUGGACGGACGGAUGGAUGCCGGUGGCCCCUGCGGGUGACAGCGGCCCAUGCUGCCCCGACGACAGCCCGGAGCCUCGUCUUGAACGCCGGAAAGUCAUUCCUUCUCUUACAAAAUGGUGCUUUUCCAGCGGAUGCCACCAAGGGGGGUGCCGGAUCUCCUCCCCCCACCCCGUCCCCCACCCCGGGGAAUUUCUGUAAAUACCGUUGACACCCCGCCUUUUGUACACGUCCUGGGUAAUGCGCGGUGGCUUUCGCGGCCAGUGGUAGGCUGGCCCGUUCACACCUGAGUACUGUAAUAAUACCUCAAUGUUUGAGGAGCAUGUUUUGUAUACAAAUCUAUUGUUAAUCUCUGUUAUGUACUGUACUAAUUCUUACACUGCCUGUAUGCUUUAGUAUGAUGCUGAAACAUAACUAAAUUUGAUACUUAUAUUUUCGUAUGAAAAUGAGUUGUGAAAGUUUUGAGUAGAUAUUACUUUAUCACUUUUUGAACUAAGAAACUUUUGUAAAGAAAUUUACUAUAUAUAUAUAUGCCUUUUUCCUAGCCUGUUUCUUCCUGUUAAUGUAUUUGUUCAUGUUUGGUGCAUAGAACUGGGUAACUGCAAAGUUCUGUGUUUUAAUUUCUUCAAAAUGUAUAUAUUUAGUGCUGCAUCUUAUAGCACUUUGAAAUACCUCAUGUUUAUGAAAAUAAAUAGCAAUUAAAUGA
Messenger RNA from Oryctolagus cuniculus (rabbit), 2703 nucleotides. The record is from RefSeq and is a predicted model, not a curated record. NCBI's taxonomy places the organism in Eukaryota, Metazoa, Chordata, Mammalia, Lagomorpha, Leporidae.